Brienomyrus brachyistius is the source of this 2659-nucleotide messenger RNA. RefSeq names its product phosphoinositide-3-kinase interacting protein 1 (gene pik3ip1). The transcript has 6 exons. The record is from RefSeq and is a predicted model, not a curated record. Gene Ontology annotation, molecular function: endopeptidase activity; signaling receptor binding. Bases 199 to 990 code for a protein of 263 amino acids. NCBI's taxonomy places the organism in Eukaryota, Metazoa, Chordata, Actinopteri, Osteoglossiformes, Mormyridae.
CCCAGAGAGAGGCUGUUUACGAAGAAAGCUCGUCUUCUGCAAAAACAAGACAUGGUCGUGGUGUGGGAGAGAGCAGUUUGAAAUAUAAAUCAUAGGCUCUUUUGCUAACGCCAGAUCCUAUUUUUCCAUAUUUGAUUUUUUUUUACAUUUGUCGUCGACUUCGUUUGUUUUUCUUUUGAAAAAUACCGAGAGCGGUACAUGUACAAAAUGGUAUUUGAGCUGUACUUUCUUCUGCUGAGUGUCGGAAUUGUGGAAGGUGCAUCAAUAAUUCAAGAAUGCAUACGCUCGAAUGGCGGAGACUACAGGGGCGAGCAGCUGAGCACUUCCAGCGGACAGGAGUGUCUCAACUGGAUCACUGUAACCCGGGACUUCAAUCUGACAGCCUAUACGGACGUGCAGUCAGGUGUUGGGGACCAUAAUUACUGCCGAAACCCAGAUUCCUCGGACAGACCUUGGUGCUACGUGGCCAGUGAAAAUGGCACCGUUCAGAAACAAGACUGUGAUAUCAGUGCCUGCGGAGACUAUGUCACGGCAGAGCCGGCAAGCCCCCCAGCAUCAUCCACGGGGGCACCAGAAGUCUUUGAACCAGCGCAGUCUGAACCUGCACAGAACGACAAUGCCGCUGUUCAGCCCGUCAUCGGCAUCAGGCAGCGAGUCCAAACUGGGGCUAAGAAGAAGGACCUGGGAACCUUAGGUUACGUCCUCGGCAUCCUCAUGAUGGCAGUCAUCAUUCUGCUCGGAGUGGGCAUAACGUUUGGCUACAUAUACAAGAGGGGUCGCGACCUGCAGCGGCAGCGCGAACAGCGUGCCUACGAGAGGGAGAUGCAGCGGAUCACCUUGCCCCUGUCUGCGUUCUCCAACCCGGCCUGCGAAGUGACGGAGGAGAAUGCUGUUGUCGUCAGUGGCGACCAGCAGACGCCCUGCCAGGAAGGCGGGGUAGCUGAGGGCGGGACCCCUCUCAUAGGCCAGGCUGGCACCCCAGGGGCAUGAGUGACAGCUCCAAAACUGACUGGAACUAGUGACAAUGGAUCGUGGGGGGCGGGGUUUAAAACCUCCCCCCACAGUCCCAAUUCUGUUUGAAGACCCCUGAAGAGGACUGCGAUGCAACCGAGAUGAUCAAAGACACACACACACUCCAAUCAACUUUGUUUUCCUGAUACUAAUGCCUGUGUCUGAACUGAAGUGAUUAAGGGUCAGGGCACGAAAUGGAAGUACCCCAGUAGGGAUUUACUCAAGAGCAGAUGAGUAAUAAGUAAUCAUUUCAAAAGUGCAUGUCAGGAUGCUUGAUAAUGAUGACAGUUAUGGCUGUCAGUUUCUUUACGGCGAACUAAACCCUUUAUGCGAUAGAAAUUUCAAUGGAAAGAAAGACUGUUUAAAGGAAAAUCGCUUCUGGAUUUUCAUUGUGUUUUCAUUUGAGAAGGUGUAGAAAAGCUUGUGCACGCAGUACGACGCGAUGGGUGAGAAAGAGAGAGCAGAGCUGUAUGCUGUUUACAGUGAUGUCAGACACUAUCAGCAUUCAGUCGGAGCCAUUUUAUACCAGAGCUGGACACUCUGGCUGAAAGGAAAAAAGAAUUGCUCCCCGCUUUUUGUAACAGGUUCCCCAAACUGUCUAGUCAUCCUGCAAGACUAGUUAAGUCUGGGGUAGAGGGAGAACGAGCUCUAUUUUUCUUUAAGAAAUAUUUCCUUUUGCAUUUUUAAGGUUGUGUAUUUUAGCCAUGGUUUGCAGCUUGUUGAGUUCCUUCAGGGAAAGGCUGCGCUCUGGGUCAGUGAAGAAUCAGCAGGACUGGAGAUUUAGUCAAAGGACAAAGGUAAUUUUUUUUCGCCCCUUAGAUGCAAUGGAAGCAUCAUGGUUGGUUAGAAGCCAUUUUGACACGUAAAAACAGCCACGACUGCCUAUUUAGCUGAGUGACCUUAGGUCAUUUUGCCUUUGCAAAGCCUUGCCAAGGUUGUCUAGCUCCUUUGCCCCCCCCCCCCCCCUCGUAAAUCCUGCAACAGCCCAUAAAUGCCUGAAUCCUUGAGACUGCUGUGUAGUGUGGUACUAUUGGUCUAAGGUAGUAAGGAAGAUAACACCCCAGGUCACAGCCUGUACCUAAUGAAAGUGUUACACCUAAUAUUCUAUGGGGCAUAUAGAUCAUAGUCUUGUGGUGAAUAUCAGAUUCUAAGGAGCAAUAAUCAAUGAAAAUGAAAUCAUCUUAUACCACAACCUGACUUGUCUCUCUGGAAAUGACAGUGGUUUGGUCAUUAUAGGAGUGGAUUUGAAUUUUUUCCCUCAUAAUCCAUGGCUGUUCUGUGUCUCUUCUAAAACAUUACAUUAAACCGCAGUUUGUUUUUUGGUUUAUUUCUGUUCGACUUUUCAAAAAACGUGUCAUGAAAAUGUCAUGAAAAGCUGUUUCAGACUGGUAUUAUUGAAAGGUAUUCAGUCAGAAUAUGUGCAUUGUAGAUUUUUCUUAUACAUAUUUGUUUGUCUGACUUUGUACACUGCUGACAAAUACAAUAUGUAAAUUUAUCGUUCUUUUUCCCAGGUUGUUUGUAGUCCAUUCUGUAACGAAGUUAAAUUUAACAGCCAUAAAUGUACAUCAUGCAGUUAGUUGCUGUGGGCUGUUUCAAGGUCAUAAAUUUCUUUCGCCAUUAAAAGAGAUCCAACACAGAUCAAACUUCU